Messenger RNA from Colletotrichum destructivum, 2953 nucleotides. RefSeq lists its product as uncharacterized. The record is from RefSeq and is a predicted model, not a curated record. The transcript has 2 exons. NCBI's taxonomy places the organism in Eukaryota, Fungi, Ascomycota, Sordariomycetes, Glomerellales, Glomerellaceae. Bases 354 to 2234 code for a protein of 626 amino acids.
AAAGAACACCCUCGUCCGCCACGCCAGCUCAGCCAAUCUCGCUGUCCAAUCGUCGCCCCCGUUGCGCUGCAACCCUCAUUCAACAGCCCCCCUGACGAGACCCAGAGAGGAGGUACUUUAUCCCACGCACCCGACAACCACCCCUACUACUACUGCAACUGGAACUGGAGCAGCUGGAGCUGGUUUCUGCAGCCGGUUUCUGGACCUGGACCCCCCCCCCCCUCCACGACACCGACGCCCGAACUCUCUCACUCUCUAAUCGGUGUGCUGCGGCUAUCUGAGGAGCCCGGUCACUCGCAACAACAAACCCGCACACCCGGGCUGUCAAUAAUGACCCUCUCUCCACUCUCUCCAUGACAGCCAUCUUUUUGCUACAAAUCUGCUUCAUCUCAAAUUGCUCACGCACUCUCUUAAAUGACCACCAGAGACAUUUGAAUACCUACAGGGCUGUCGUCGCCAGAAGAACGAAUCACGCUCACUCCUCCUCCGCCUGGAGACAAAGGCAUCCUCGGAGAGCCAACAACGCAUCUCCCUCACAUUCUCUGCCCAAGCGCCGCCGAGCAUACACCGCUACGAGCUGCCAGUCGUUACACGAGGCGUCCACCGCAUAUCUCGCUCGUGCUGAGAUGCAGAGCACCCACGAGAUUCGCCGUCGCGCCUCCGUGGUCGAGCGUCCGCCGGCGGACACCCCGGCCACCACAACAACGACGGCGUUCACGCCCAAACCUGCCAUGACCCCAAGACCUUGCCAUUUCAAGCCCUCCGAAUCAAAUGUCGAGACCCUCAUCGGAGAGAUGGAGAUCCCUGAGGCCAUGACGCCUCCUCCUCCGCCGACACCGUCGACCCAGGAGCGUUUCUCGCGCGCGUCACGGUCGGCGUCCAAUGCGUCGCGAAACACGAACCGCCUGUCCCUUACUCUUCCCAUUGCACCGCCAACCAGCGAUCCCUCCCGGCCUGCUUCCGUCGCGACGACGUCCUACCCUCCUACACCCGUCGACACCUCGGCAAUCACGUCCCCUGCGGAUCCCAACGACUUCAUUAUUGCGAUAGCAGCGCAAGAGCGACGAGUACUGGAGAUCCGCGAGGAACUGACUCGUGCCGAGGCCGAGCUCACGAGGCUCAAGCAGCAAUGGACGAUCCAGGGGGGGCAGAGAAAGAGAGAGAUACGCAACGAGCCAAUGCGUCCUCUCGCCCCUCAGUUUGAACCGUCGCUUCUAGAUGAUGACGAGGCAGCAUCGAAACGGAGCGUCGAGCUGGACAGGAGGAAGUCACUUCUGAGAGACUUGCAGGGCCAGACCGGGCCUAGGGAAUAUCGACGAAGGGUCCUCCGUGGCGGGCACACGCGGACCUUAUCGUUGCUGUCGCCGACCAAACCAGAUGGCUUCACUGUGCACGAGGACGUUGCAAGCCUCAAGUCGCCGGUGCUCCGGUCUCCGCCCAUGCUUUCGAACGCGGCGUUUUCGAAGAGAGCAUCCUGGCAGCCAAGAUCGUACAACGCGGCCGCCCCACCCGCCGUGAAGCAGAUGGCCCAGGACUUCAGGCUAGGUCUUUGGAGCUUCAUGGAAGACAUACGACAAGCGACUGUCGGGGACGAGCCGAUCCACGGCGUUCCCGGACGCCCGGGCUCAACCGAUCCUCACGGCAGGAGAGAGAGGUCUUCUGCUGGAGACCAGGACACGAUCAAGGCCAAUGGCUCGUCACGCCCCAGAGUUCCUCUGAACUCGGCCUUCGACCUACCGCCGAUGGACACGCCGAGCAAGCCCUCAAAGCCACUCCAGGAACGACCGAAUCCGAAGCCUGCAGCCAAGUCAACGACGACGACGAAGGCUAAGCACUUUUCGUGGACACCGUUGACUUUUGACUCGUUUGAUGACAACGACUGGUCAAACUGGGAAUCGCCUCAGGUGUCAUCGGCCAAGUCGGCGCGCUGGAGCGGUUCGACGAUGGGUGGACCAGAGGAGAUUCCGUCCAUGUCCGAGAAUAGCGAAAAUUUGACUCCUCUGAAGAAGAAGUCGUCCAUCACCAUAGACACUUCGGUCCGAUCCGAAUCGCGUCCCGAAUCAGCACUGUUGUCGCCUAGCCGGCUAGAGGAACUUCUUCCCACCGUCGUCAACAAGCUGUCUCCCGGCAACCUACAGCGAACUGCUAACAACCUCAUGGACGAGUGGGAGAAGAGCCUCAAAGAGAGGGACGACGAGGAGCAGCUCAUUGACUUCAAGGAGACUACGGCGUGAGUGCCGUCUACGCAAAGAAUGAGCGUUGGAACGAGCAUCACGCAAGCAUCGGCACGCUUGCAUCGCACAUGAAAAGCCAGCCCCGCACAUGAACGGAUUCAUCGUUUGGAUUGCAAUUGCAAUCAAAGUUUAGAUAAAAGUACAAAAACUGGCACGAAAUGCACAUAACGGCCAGACGAGCGGACAAUGUUUCUCCGCCGAGCACAGAAGAUUUUCCCCCUCCUGGGGAAGGUUAUGUAUGGCCAGGGGCAGAGAGGCCGAAGGCCAAAGCGGAAGGACAGCAGCGGGAAGGCUGCUCAUAUCAGCAAGUCGACGGUGACUUGCGUGGAUAAGCAAAGCUCUCGAGAGAAGGAGCUUAUAUCGGCGUAUGUCUGGUUGGCGGUCUGGCAGUCAUUCAUGAUGAUGAUCUGUUGGAUAAUGGCAUGGCAUAAUGACGAUAGUAAUGAAUGUACGAACGCAAGCUACUCGUGCUUUGUUUGGAAUGGAAAUGGAUCGGAUCGAAACACAGGCGUCAGGUCAGGUAUAAUUGGCUUGUCGCGCAGCGUAUCUCUUGUCCUAUACUGGAGACGUGGACCAUGACGUGGAGAGCGCAACUUCAAGAAUGACUUGGUUGGACGUAGUUAGACUUAGUGUUAAAUGUGUAUGGCUCGACCGUUGGAUUCAAUUGAGUGUCCUGCGCCAGACAGUGAGGCCUGAUUGGUGUUGUCGCAUCUUGGAAU